This is a messenger RNA of Pangasianodon hypophthalmus (striped catfish), 3117 nucleotides long. It is a transcript of the gene fosl1b, whose product is annotated as FOS like 1, AP-1 transcription factor subunit b. Gene Ontology annotation, molecular function: RNA polymerase II cis-regulatory region sequence-specific DNA binding; DNA-binding transcription factor activity, RNA polymerase II-specific. The coding region runs from base 1912 to 2493 and encodes 193 amino acids. Gene Ontology annotation, cellular component: nucleus. Gene Ontology annotation, biological process: regulation of transcription by RNA polymerase II. The record is from RefSeq and is a predicted model, not a curated record. NCBI's taxonomy places the organism in Eukaryota, Metazoa, Chordata, Actinopteri, Siluriformes, Pangasiidae. The transcript is spliced from 4 exons.
AUUUAUUAUAAAAACAUAAGUAAAUUAGUUGUCCAUUGUAAAUGGAUGCAGAUAGCACAUUUGUAUGUAUACAAAAAAUAUACAUUCUGUAGUCUUUUAGUGCUUAGAAAAAAAGCACUUAGCUUUGAGUGAUUCAUAUAGAGCUGACUUUUUUUUCCACUUGUUAUUCACAUGAAAUGUUCACUGCCAAUGUAGCUUUAAAUGAUAAUCAAGAUGUGGGGAAGGCUGUGUAUCAGGUUGUAUUACUAAUACUACAGGGAAAUAGGGCCUUUCAUGAAAACCAUAAAAUGAAUGACUAAUUCACAUGUGUUAGCAGGUUACCAGAAAGGAUAAGCAGGUCAAAUAUGCAGAGUUACUACAAAAACAGAACUCUAAGUGUAACACCACUUAAUAACCAUUUGGACAGUGGGGAGAAAUUGUAAGCCACCCCGGAUGGGUUGCCUGGACAAGGGUGUCUGAAGAUGAAAGACCCAAAACAACCGAUGACUCCAGGUUACAUCACUGAUGAUGAUGGCGUCCAAGUGCGUCACAAGAUGUUUUAUAAAAUCAUAAUCAUGUUGGUUCCUGACCAGCAUUUUGACUUUGUAGCUCUGGUCAAGUAAUACAGUAAUACAGUAAUACAGAGGCAGAUCAUUUCUUGCACCUGCAUCCUGAAGGAUGACAAAUUACCAUAAAAAAAAACAAACAUGCUCAAUAGUGGACAGGAAUGACUAAGCUGGUGCAGAAAUACUACACAGUUUUGAAAAUUGAAUCAGAUGGCCUAAAGCUAAAUUUCAUUUUUAUUGUUGGUGAUUUUGAAAUGUGAGUCACAACUACUGACAAAGACAACAAAGCAGAGGCUGAAUGCCACCUGAGGGACUGAGGAACAGAAAGAGGACAGUGACUGUGGACAUCAAGUAGAUAUCAAAUAUCAAACAAAGUCUGAUAUAUAUAUAUUUUAAAAAAGAAACGGAGAUAAAUAAAAAGGAUUAGGGCGAAGAAAUCUGAGUCAGCUAUACUAUUAAUUCUCUACACCUAGCCCAAUGAAGCGUUCAAAUUUAGUUUUAAACUGCUGUGUAUACAGACAUGUUUUAUAUAUAAACCGGUAGGCAAAUUAGCUCACCGGAUACAGAGUAAAGAAAUAAAGAAAUUAACAUAUUAAUCAUUUGUCAAUAGUAAAAUUAAAGAACUAGCUAUGUCUGAAAAGUACAGCACUCUAGCUAAACUCUAAAUGUGGAAAAAAGCUAACUGAUGCUAAUACAGGAGCAAUAUCGGCGCCAUUUUUGUGAAUCAUCUGAGGUACCGCAAUGGAAUGUUCAGUGUAGUUAGUUACUGAAGAACCGUUUUCUAUUUACAUAGAAAUUGUAAAAUUAAAAUACAUAACACAUGUAGAGUUAAUAGACAAAUACAGUGAAGCGAGACAAUUCUGAGUUGUUUAAAAUUAUGUCCUUUAUUAGCAUAUUUGUGCUGUAUGUAGGCUGUUAUUUGAGUGAUUUUAACGUUGAUGUGGCCCGCCGGAAAGUUUAAGGCUACUGGAAACCAUAUGGACUUGUGUGUUUGGUUAUUUUUUGAAACAUUACGUGACAGCGAAGAAUAAAGAAUAAGCUUAAGAAAUAUUAAGAAUAAAGCUCAUGCUCCGUCGUCAUGUUUUUGGACAGGGAUUGAGUAUCACGUACACAGGAGAAGGGUGGGACUGAAAUCCACUAGUGUAGUGAAAAAUGAAUCGAAUCACGUGCUUUACUUUCAUCCCUGUAGGAGCGCGUGGAGUCGUUUGAAUUCACCCUGUGGCGCGAGGGAUUUCAAUUCAGGGAUUAAGGAGGUGAUGAGAUGAAAAUAUGCGAUUUUAGGGGGGAAUAAAAUAACAACAACAAAACGGACGGUCUAAAUGACUGGUUUUGACGGUCAUGAUAAUCCUGGAGAACUUUUGGAGAGAUGUAUCAGAGCCACGGGAGUGCAGCUUUCACAAACGGACUUUACACCGACAUGGCAGCACGACUGGACCUGAACCCCACCACCCUCAUGCACAAGAAGAUCACAGAUGCAGUCACAUCUAGCCCCAGUGCUGACUCCAGGCCAGAUGAUGAGUGGCUUCUUGAGUCCUCUCUAGUCUCAGAAGCAGAGUGCGCCUGGGACACCAUGGCCUCCUUUUUGCCCUCUUCACUGCCAAACUGUCCAUGUCUCCUGUCACAGUGUUUCAGUCCAGAGCUGCUCCAUUCUGAGACACAAGGCAGAUCUCACGAUCCAUACAAAGAGCACAGCAAUCAACUUAGAUCUGUUGAGGAGUGUGAGAGGAGGCGAGCCCGCAGAGAAAGGAACAGAAUAGCAGCUGCUAGAUGUCGGGAUCGUCGACGCAUGCUUACGGACACGUUACAAAACGAGACUGAGCAGUUGGAGCGUGUGAAGGCUCAGCUGGAGGCGGAGAUUGCUGGGCUGGAGAGGGAGAAAGAAAGGCUGGAGUUAGUUCUGGAGGCCCAUAAGCCUGCCUGUAAGAUGGAUGGCUCUAAUCCUGAAUAACCGUCAACCCUGAACAAGUUCAGAACUGAGUCUGCAGGUUCAGAUCAGUCCUGACAGCUGAUAUUUUAGUUUACGAAAGCUGAACGGCAAUUAUGUUACCAUGUUAAACAUAAGUAACAUUAUAUUUUGCAUGUUGUUCACAAAUAGUACUGAAUAGUACAUUUUAAUUAGAAGUUUUACUCAAAUUUUGAAGAAUUUCCUUUUUUUCAGUCUAAACUGUUUAGAAAUGAAAUAAUCAAAGAUUUAGCCACCCCAGCGAAUAUGAACUUGCAUUAAAUGGUCAGCAUGGCCUGACUUAGAAUGGCCCAUAAAAAGCUAUUUGUUUAUCUCAAUGUUCUUUUUGGUCCAUAUGAAUUUUGAUUUCUUGUGUAGACCACACAGUCAUCCUCUCUAUGUCCAUUUUCACAUCUAUUAAAAAACCCUUUUACUCCAGACAUUGCGUGAACCUUUAGCAAAAAUGCUUUUUGGAACAUUUUUGUGUUCACUAGGACCCAAGUGUAGGCCCUAUGUCUUGCCUGGUGCUGGAAAAAACCUUUACAGAUGCAUAAUCACAAUGAGAAAUACAUGCUGCAAAUUCUACAACAUAACACAGAUGUGGCCAGUAAGUUCUGUCAGUGAAACACA